This is a messenger RNA of Venturia canescens, 1813 nucleotides long. RefSeq names its product G patch domain-containing protein 11. Gene Ontology annotation, molecular function: nucleic acid binding. Gene Ontology annotation, cellular component: kinetochore. The record is from RefSeq and is a predicted model, not a curated record. The transcript has 3 exons. NCBI's taxonomy places the organism in Eukaryota, Metazoa, Arthropoda, Insecta, Hymenoptera, Ichneumonidae. Bases 902 to 1675 code for a protein of 257 amino acids.
GGCGACAGGUUUUUUUUAGUCUCUCAGAUAAUCACGAUCGCGAAUUUGAAUUGACGAGAAUAGAAAGAAGUGUGCAUAUACAUAGUCGGGACAUUGCGCUAGUAUCUAUUUUUAGAACGACCUGCAAAUAUGUGUAAUGGAAAAAACGAAGGAGAAUUUACUCGUCGUGUAAAUCGUUGUCGAAUAUUAAUACAUCGUAGACGUCGUUAUUCCAAUUCAACGUCUUGCUUCUGCUAUAUUUUUGAAAUGCCGAUUCAUAUUUGAUGUUACCAGCAAUUGUCUCUGCGUAUAAAUAUAGUCUAGACUCCGCUUUGUGUUCAUUUUCAAGCGGUGUUAUGACGAGUAAGGGUUACACACGAAAAAGGACUACAAAAAACCUCUCUGGUUGCAGCGAAACCCAACCAAUCGAUAUUGCGGAUAAACUUAUGCCAUUUCGCAUAUUUUUUCAAGUAACCUGAGAAACCUCUCUCCCCCCUCUUCCUAACGUCAUUCAUUAAUGACUUCAUUAAAAUAUACGGGUCGAUGUUUUUCGCAAGACUCGUACUGCAGUGUUUGAGACGCAAACAUAACCUACAAAUGUUCGUUUCGAAGUAUCCGUAAACAAGAGGGUCGAAAAGUUGUGCUGCAUUUUCAAGAAUAUUCAAAACAACUACCAUUGUUUCGCAAAAAAACCUGCGUAACUAGACCUCAAGUUAUUAGAUUCCGUGAUGAAUCGAUAUUUUUGAAACCUCAAAAGGGUCUCUACCAGUUUGUGCUAUGUGACUGUCCAGUGUUUACAUCGAGUAGACGUAAUUCGAAGGGAUUGCUCAAUGAAAGGAAUUUGCUGAGUUCACAAUACAUUUGAAUGACAAAAACUAGUUGACUCAAAUUUCAUUUGAAUUGAUUGAACGUUAAACUGAAAAUGUCGGACGAUGAGGAUUACAUGUCGGACAAGUUUCUCCAAGCGAUAGAGAAAUGCCCAGCUCCCAGUCUUAUAUAUCGUCAAUCAGAAAAACGACGUUUGGAAGUUUUGAAAAGGAAAGCUGAAGCGGAAACCAAGAUGAAAGACAAAAAUAAAUCUCUGCGUGUUAUAGAGCAGGAAAAAAGGGAAGAAGGUUUAUCAUCAGCAAUAUCCUCUAGUAACAAAGGUUUUGAGAUGUUGAUGAAAAUGGGUUACAAACCGGGUCAAGGAAUUGGAAAAACCGAAUCAGGAAUAUCAGAGCCAAUAGGGAUUGACAUUAAAGGAAAUAGAAUGGGAUUGGGGAAAACCGUUGUGAAAAAAUCAGUAAAGAAAUCUAAUCCAGUUGAGAAAUUGGAGAGCAUGAAAACGGACGAUUUUCGUGUUCGUCUGGCACAGCGAAAGGCGGAACAGUUAGCCGAAGUGGAUUUGUUAAAAAGUCAAAGAGUUUGUGAACAGCUCGAUGCCCAAAAACAGAUUGUUGAACCACGUGAAAUUUGGUUUUGGCCUAUUGUGAAGAAAAGCAAAGAGAGCGAUGACGAAAGUGAGAGUGAGACAGAGCAACACGAGAAUGAGGAAGAUGACGAAAUAGAAAAGCUUACAACGACAGAAAAGUUGGAAAUAUUAACGAAAUAUUUGAGGGAUAAGUAUUUUUAUUGCACAUGGUGUGGUGCAACGUUCGAGGAUGAAGAUGAUUUGCGUGACAGUUGUCCGGGCAGUACGAGAAACGACCACUAAAACAAUUCGAUUUCAAUUAUUUCCCAAAAUCUCUUAACCAUUUCUGACAAAUAUUACUGAAAACCGCUAAUUUUAACGUUAUAUUCACCGAAAAAUGCUGAUAAAUAAUAAAACAAAAGAUAACUGUUGAAAAAUCGA